CGAUGACCAUGCCCGCGGGUCUCUCUUCCUCCCUCGAACCGCCCUCCUCGCUCCUUCUCUUUCCAAAGCAUAACUCCCUCGCAGGUUUUAGCUCCAUCUCUCUACUUUUUUGUCUUCCUAAAAUAUUAUAAUUAUAUAAGGGGGGAGAAAGAGAAUUUGGUUUGGUAUUUGGUUAUAUUGGUGGGGUUGGGAGGGAGGAGCUGUGGAAUGUGGGGCGAUGGAGUUCUGGCCGGAGUUCUUGGCGAGCAGCUGGGGAAAGGAGUUCGUGGCGGGAGGGUUCGGGGGCAUGGCCGGGGUCAUCUCCGGACAUCCCCUCGACACCCUCAGGAUCAGGCUGCAGCAGCCCGCCUCUUCCAUCGACCGCCGCCCCAUCUCCGCCGUCGGGCUCCUCCGCAGCAUCGUCGCGGCGGAGGGCCCGGCGGCGCUUUACCGAGGCAUGGCCGCCCCCCUCGCCUCCGUCACUUUCCAGAAUGCUAUGGUCUUCCAGGUGUUUGCAGUCUUGUCAAGAGCUUUCGAUGCAAACAACAUGAACGAACCUCCAUCAUACAGAAGUGUUGCACUAGCUGGAGUUGGAACAGGUGCUAUUCAGACAUUGCUGUUAAGCCCAGUCGAGCUUGUAAAGAUACAACUUCAACUAAGGAUGAUAGGGAACAAGCGUCAUGGAAGUCCUCGCCUAGGGCCAGUUGGCAUGGCCAAGGAAAUUUUAAGAAAGGAAGGAAUUCGGGGUUUAUACCGAGGCCUGUCCAUCACUGUUCUCCGUGAUGCGCCUUCACAUGGGGUCUACUUCUGGACCUAUGAGAAUGCGAGAGAGCAGCUUCACCCUGGCUGCCGGAAAAGUGGUCAGGAAACCGUGGGAACAAUGCUUUUUGCUGGGGGGUUGGCAGGAGUGGCCAGUUGGGUCUGUUGCUACCCAUUGGAUGUGGUAAAAUCCAGACUUCAGGCACAAUCAGCGCCUCAGGGAGACCAACCACCACCAAAGUACCGUGGCAUUGUUGAUUGCCUUCGGAAGAGUGUGCAAGAAGAAGGCUUAUCUGUGCUGUGGCGCGGAUUGGGAACUGCCGUCACCCGGGCCUUUGUUGUCAAUGGUGCCAUCUUCUCUGCAUAUGAGUUGGCUCUAAGAUACUUGGUUAAUAACAACCAACCAAUCAUGAUGGAGGAGAACUGAGUUUGCUCAUUGCAAGUCAAAAGAGGCCUCCAUUAUACUCAUUUUAGCAUUGCUACAUGACUUCACCUUCGUAUGUUUCUCCAAAUAUAUCAUUACAUGGUUGUUAUUGUGAAUAAGUGGCUCAGAUCAUUUAUUAGUUUGAUUUUAUUCUCAGAUCUUACUGCAGUAUAUUGAACCCCCCUGCUGUGUAAAUUAUUUGGAGAAUUGCUGCACCUCUCAUUUUACAUCCAUGAGAUGUGACAGACUAGGUCUUUCGCAAAAAUCUCCUUCUGUACUGCACGAGCUUUAACAAAAUAGAGGUCCUUCCUCAUUGGAUUGCCACAUACUGAAUACAGGCAGCUGAGUUACAAGGACGGCUUCCAGUCAUUUGCAGUCAUAUGACAUCUUAUAAGAUGUUGAGGUUGCGCCUUAUUUGAGCUAUUUGGACGGGAGCAGUCAUUUAGUUGGAUGGCACACAACUGGUCUUUUAAGAAUUUUCAGAAACUCUUCUGCUUGCAGUACGUUUUCUCGUCUUAGCUAUACCUGAAGCUUUCUGAGGCAUCGAUGCAAAGGCUAAUAGCAAUCCUAAUAUAUAUCUAGGGAAGCUUAAAGCCCUCUCUCAGUUGACUCGCCUGAGGCCUGAAGCUCUUUCUAUACAGCUUAAGACUGCUAAAGCAGAAAAAAAUGAGAAGCCCAGAACUCUCCUUUGUAUCAGUAGACAGACGAGUUGAAAUUUCAGCCAAUACCUGUAACUUGACAAAAUCUGAACCUGUCUGCUGCUAUUAGGACUCGGUUAAUUUUAGGUGGGUUUGGAUUAUGAUGGUGGUCACUGGCCAUAUAUAAGUUAGACCGUUUGUACUGAAUUCUAAUGUUAUCUCUCUAUAUUCAUUUAGAGCUGUUGGAAUCGGUGUCCAUUUGGUUGUCA
Molecule: messenger RNA, 2069 nt
Organism: Phoenix dactylifera (date palm)
Lineage: Eukaryota; Viridiplantae; Streptophyta; Magnoliopsida; Arecales; Arecaceae
Gene: BAC2
Product: Mitochondrial substrate carrier family protein
Biological process (GO): transmembrane transport
Molecular function (GO): transmembrane transporter activity
Source: RefSeq, a predicted model, not a curated record